CGCCUAUUUUGGGUCGAAAGACUCAUAGCCGCCUCCCGGACUCAUAUCCACCUCCCACUGCCCGUACAGCUCUCGUUCGUAACAGGCGAGAUGGCCAAACGUACUAAGACCGUUCAUGUGUAUCGCAUACGCUUCGCUACAUAAAAAGGUACUACCCUGCGAGCUCCGCGGCUUCAUCCUGUUCCACCCCGCCCGUUUAUCACUCAGCGGGUUCCAAACUCAUCGUCAUGGCGGAUUCUGCUGGUAUUGAGCAUGUCCUCACCGACCUGGCGACGACGACGUCAAACCUGUGUACGGCUCCCAGCGGCGUAGUCGAGGACUAUCGGACAAUAGCUAGCGAGGUGGACCACUUUCACUUUGUCCUCGGCGUCAUCGAGCGAAUUGUGCUGCCCGUUGCGCAGCGGUCACACACGACGCUAGCCUCGUUGAUCUCCAACAAGGUCGGAGCUUACAAGGAAGCCGUCAAGACUUUCAUGAAGACUUUCGAGCAAUAUGACAAGGUGUUCGGACGAGCCUCACAUCCGGGGGAAGGAGGCAUGGUCGCACGCACAUACUGGAAGUUCCACUGGUGGCUUCGGGGCAAAGACAAGACCUCCUUUCUCAGGACUCUGCUACGUGCAGCUUACCUCGACUUGGGUGCGGCUGUCGCCCUGUUGACUCUCCAUGUCACCAGCGGUGUGCCAAACCUAUCAAGGCUGACUGUCUACAAACCACAGACAGGUAACGGUGUCGUACGGGAACGAAAGAGCGCGGCCUCAAUUGAGCUUCAAGGCCUCACUAACGUGCCCCUGGGUGGAGGAUACGUCUCUGGUGGAUCCGGGUAUACAAGAAACGAUCAAGCUUGCCCCAAUACCGCGUUAGCAGCGAGGGUCGCUCGUGGAAUGGGAAAGGAACCCAAUAUCUCCCGGACGCCGAGGUCGGGGUGAUGUAGUGGUCAUUUUAGAGGCGUGUACAGAAGGUACU
Fomitopsis serialis is the source of this 963-nucleotide messenger RNA. RefSeq lists its product as uncharacterized. The record is from RefSeq and is a predicted model, not a curated record. The transcript is spliced from 5 exons. NCBI's taxonomy places the organism in Eukaryota, Fungi, Basidiomycota, Agaricomycetes, Polyporales, Fomitopsidaceae. Bases 228 to 926 code for a protein of 232 amino acids.